This is a messenger RNA of Oldenlandia corymbosa var. corymbosa, 3186 nucleotides long. Lineage: Eukaryota; Viridiplantae; Streptophyta; Magnoliopsida; Gentianales; Rubiaceae. The record is from the annotation of a GenBank genome assembly.
AUGACGGAUAUUACUGAUGAUAUCGCGGAGGAGAUUUCGUUUCAGGGGUUUGAAGAUCAGUAUAGAUUGCUACAGAGCCUUCUCAAUGACGUUCUUCAGAGGGAAGUCGGUCAUAAUUUCAUGGAGAAAGUCGAACGCACCCGCACCCUCGCCCAGAGUGCAUGCAACUUGCGAAAUGCUGGAAUUGUGGACACAGCAGAGCUGCUUGACAAACAGCUUGCAACAGAGUUGUCUAAACUGACACUGGAAGAAGCUCUGUCCCUUGCUAGGACAUUCAGCCAUCAACUGAACUUGAUGGGAAUUGCAGAGACCCAUCAUAGGUUGCGUAGAAAUCGAGCAUUGCCUCACCUAUCAAAAUCUUGUGACGAUACUUUUGGGAAGCUGGUGCAGGCUGGUGUAUCUCCAGAUGAGCUCUAUAAGACUGUUUGCAAGCAGGAGGUUGAGAUUGUGCUCACUGCACAUCCGACGCAAAUUAAUCGGCGUACUUUACAGUACAAACAUAUAAGGAUAGCGCAUAUCUUGGAGUAUCUUGAACGGCAAGAACUUGAUGCUGAGGACAAGGAAAUGCUUAUAGAAGAUCUGAUGAGAGAGAUCAUGUCCAUUUGGCAAACAGAUGAGCUUAGGCGUCACAAACCUACUCCGGUGGAUGAAGCUAGGGCUGGUUUAAAUAUCGUCGAGCAGUCGCUCUGGAAAGCUGUUCCUCAUUACCUUCGCCGUGUCAGCAAUGCCCUCAAGAAGCAAACUGGGAAGCCGCUUCCACUGACUUGCACACCAAUAAAGUUUGGAUCUUGGAUGGGCGGUGAUCGUGAUGGAAAUCCAAAUGUGACAUCAAAGGUCACACGAGAUGUUUCUCUACUAUCAAGAUGGAUGGCAAUUGAUCUUUACGUCAGGGAAAUUGAUCACCUCAGAUUUGAACUUUCCAUGAACCCAUGCAGUGAUAGACUUUCAAGACUUGCACAGGAUAUUCUUGAAAAAGAAAGCUCAUCAGAGGACCUUCAUGAUAGUUGGCAUCAAACACAAAGUUGGAACCAAUCUAAGCAUUACAGUGACCAUGCUAUGCCUCUUCCAACACAGCUUCCCAGAGGAGCUGAUUUGCCUUCUUGUUCAGAGCGCAAUACUGUGGAAUCUCACUAUCCACGCCUGGAUGUUCCUGGCUCCGAGUUUAAACCAUUAAAUCGACUGGAUGUUCAAGCUUCUUCAUCAGGGGGUUCACCUAUUGCUGACACCCAGAAUCGUUCACAGAAAACACUUUCAAAUGCAAAUUUACCUCCAUCUGGAAAUUCUCAAACCAACGGAAUGACCCGCGUGGCUUCUUUCAGCUCUAGCCAACUCCUUACUCAGAGAAAGCUUUUUGCUGAAUCUCAAAUUGGCAGGUCCAGCUUCCACAAGCUCUUGGAACCAAGCGUGGCUCAGAAACCGGGAAUAGCACCUUACAGGAUUGUACUCGGUGAUAUUAAGGAAAAGCUUCUGAAGACAAGAAAGCGGCUGGAGCUCCUCCUUGAAGAUCUUCCUUGCGAAUAUGAUCCCUGGGAUUAUUAUGAAACAUCAGACCAGCUUCUAGAGCCAUUGCUAAUGUGCCACGAGUCACUGCAAUCAUGCGGAUCCGAUAUCCUAGCUGAUGGACGUCUUACUGAUUUGAUUAGACGUGUUGCCACCUUUGGGAUGGUAUUAAUGAAACUCGACCUGCGCCAGGAAUCUGAUAGGCAUACCGAGGCACUUGAUGCAAUUACCAGAUAUUUAGACAUGGGUACCUACAGUGAAUGGGACGAAGCUAAAAAGCUAGAAUUUCUGACUAAGGAGCUAAAAGGAAAGAGGCCUUUAGUCCCACAAACUAUAGAGGUUGCUCCCGAAGUUAAAGAAGUAUUGGAUACAUUCAGAGUAGCAGCUGAGUUAGGGGGCGAUUCACUAGGAGCAUAUGUGAUCUCCAUGGCCUCAAAUGCAAGUGAUGUCCUUGCUGUGGAGCUUCUGCAGAAGGAUGCUCGUCUUGCUGUUACUGGAGAGCUUGGCAGAGCAGGUCCUGGAGGAACAUUGCGGGUGGUUCCUUUAUUUGAAACUGUGAAGGACCUUAGAGGAGCUGGCUCUGUCAUUAGGAAAUUGUUAUCCAUUGAUUGGUACCGCGAGCACAUAAUAAAAAAUCACAAUGGGCACCAAGAGGUGAUGGUUGGUUACUCUGACUCUGGCAAGGAUGCUGGGCGCUUCACUGCUGCGUGGGAGCUUUACAAAGCACAGGAGGACGUUGUAGCUGCAUGUAAAGAGCAUGGAAUCAAGGUCACUUUGUUCCAUGGGCGUGGAGGAAGUAUUGGACGCGGUGGAGGUCCUACUUACCUUGCCAUUCAAUCUCAGCCUCCUGGUUCUGUUAUGGGUACUCUUCGAUCAACUGAACAAGGAGAGAUGGUGCAGGCGAAAUUUGGGCUGCCACAGAUUGCUGUUCGACAACUGGAGAUCUACACAACAGCUGUGCUACUUGCUACAUUGCGCCCUCCCCAGCCUCCAAGAGAAGAAAAAUGGCGCAAUCUGAUGGAGGAGAUCUCCAAGCUAAGCUGCAAUAAUUAUAGGAGUACAGUGUACGAAAACCCAGAAUUUAUUGCAUACUUCCAUGAAGCUACACCUCAAGCGGAGCUUGGAUACCUCAACAUCGGGAGCCGCCCAACCAGAAGGAAGAGUACGGGAGGAAUUGGACAUCUUCGAGCAAUUCCAUGGGUAUUUGCCUGGACUCAGACUAGAUUUGUGCUUCCUGCUUGGCUAGGAGUUGGAUCAGGUCUUAAAGGAGUAUGUGAAAAGGGUCACAGUGAAGACCUACGGGCCAUGUACAAGGACUGGCCUUUCUUCCAGUCCACUGUGGACCUCAUCGAGAUGGUUCUGGGCAAAGCCGACAUUCCCGUGGCCAAGCAUUAUGAUGAAAUCCUGGUGUCUCCAAGUCGACAACAGAUUGGUGCUCAGUUAAGGGAAGAACUUAUUACAACAGAGAAGUAUAUCUUGUUGGUUACUGGACAUCAGAAGCUAUCGGAUAACAACCGGAGCCUACAGAGACUGGUGGAGAGCAGGCUCCCUUACCUCAAUCCAAUGAAUAUGUUGCAAGUGGAGAUUCUAAAGAGGUUGAGACGUGAUGAAGACAACAAUAAGCUAAGAGAUGCCUUGCUUAUUACCAUCAAUGGAAUUGCUGCUGGGAUGAGGAACACUGGUUGA